This is a messenger RNA of Phialemonium atrogriseum, 811 nucleotides long. RefSeq names its product Endoribonuclease L-PSP-domain-containing protein. Gene Ontology annotation, molecular function: deaminase activity. Gene Ontology annotation, cellular component: cytosol; mitochondrion. The transcript has 4 exons. NCBI's taxonomy places the organism in Eukaryota, Fungi, Ascomycota, Sordariomycetes, Cephalothecales, Cephalothecaceae. The record is from RefSeq and is a predicted model, not a curated record. Bases 39 to 515 code for a protein of 158 amino acids.
UCCUCCUCCGUUCACGUAACCUUUAACAACUUGAAUUGAUGCUCGUAGCUACGCGGAUUCUACCAAUUGCCCUCAGACAAUCUCGCUCUCUAACUCCGUUCCUCCUCCGAUUCCCAGUUGCCACCACCCGCAAGAUGUCGACCGAUAUCGUCCCCGUGUUCACCAAGAACGCCGCCCCUCCCGCGGGCCCAUACUCCCAAGCUAUCAAAACUCCCACUACCAUCUACUGCUCCGGCCAGAUCCCCUGCGACGCCGAGGGCAACCUGGUCACCGGCACGAUCCAGGAAAUGACGCGGGCCUGCAUCAAGAACCUCAAGGCCGUCCUCGAGGAGGCCGGCUCCUCGAUCGAGAAGGUCGUCAAGGUCAACAUCUUCAUCACCGACAUGGCCAACUUCGCCAGCAUGAAUGAGGAGUACGCCAAGUGGUUCACCCACAAGCCGGCGAGGAGCUGCGUUGCUGUGAAACAGCUGCCCAAGGCCGUUGAUGUUGAGAUCGAGUGCAUUGCCCUGCCGUAAGGUUGGUGCACAUUAAGGGGGUUUUCUCACAGGCCCGGCUUAUUCGAGGGGGACAAAAUAUAUAUUAUGGCAAAAUACAUGUCACCAUUUUCCUCGCCCUUGCGUGCCACCCACUGCUCACUCCCUCAUUAUUUCUAAAGGCAUCCCGGUUAUUAUCUCAUGACAGGGGACAGGUUUUGCACCUUGAGGGAGCGAGAUAGGAGAACAAAAUCGACUCCGACUUCCACAUUUGUAGGGCCGAGGCCAGCCGUUAGGAUGCAAUAAGCUAAACUUCCAUAAUGCUAUGCUAACAUUAC